Molecule: messenger RNA, 693 nt
Organism: Penicillium diatomitis
Lineage: Eukaryota; Fungi; Ascomycota; Eurotiomycetes; Eurotiales; Aspergillaceae
Product: gamma-glutamylcyclotransferase
Exons: 3
Coding region: 1-693 (230 amino acids)
Biological process (GO): glutathione catabolic process
Cellular component (GO): cytoplasm
Molecular function (GO): glutathione specific gamma-glutamylcyclotransferase activity; gamma-glutamylcyclotransferase activity
Source: RefSeq, a predicted model, not a curated record
AUGGCAGCUGUUUCAAAAGGCCAUCAAGUCCAUCCCGAGGGACGGACGUGGAAAGAACAUUUUUCAAAGGGGGAUCUUUGGGUAUUUGGUUAUGGCACCGACCACCGAGGAACGCCCGAACAACCUGGACGUGUGGUCACUGUGAUCGAUCGUGAGUUUUGGGAAACGCUGGGUGAUCCCCUCGCCGAACUUGAAUCCUCAUCUUCAUCAACGGGCAAAGUCUGGGGCGCUGCAUACCACAUCCCCGCCUCCCACGCCGAGGAAGUCCACGACUACCUCGAUGAGCGUGAAAUCGACGGGUACAGUGUCCGGUUCACACCCUUCUACCCUACCCGAGAAUCCUCGUCUGAGUCACAGGAACCCAUCACAUGCAUGGUAUAUAUCGGACAGCCAUCGAAUCCGCAAUUCCUGCGUGAGCCAGAGCGUCGAGCUCCAGAAGACGUGGCGCAAGUGAUCAGUGCGGGCCACGGACAGAGCGGUAAGAACACGGAGUAUCUGUAUCUGUUGGAGAAGGCGUUGCAAGGAUUGGGGCUGGGCACGGCAGAUGUGCAUGUGACUGAUUUGGUAGAGCGGGUCCGGGCGAUUGAGACCGCUGGUCUUGCGGAUGAGGAGGAAUGGCAGGCAGAGCGAGAUGUGCAGGCGAGUUUGUCUCGGUCACCUGAAGAAGUCUUGCAGAGAGAUAAUAUUGAGUGA